AUGGAGAGCCGGCAGCUCCUGCUGCUGGUGCCGGUGUCUCCUGGAGGGAUCCUUGCCCAUGCCUGGGCACAGUGCCGGCAGCGCCCGGGCAGUGGCGACUGUGGGCUCGUGAUCCACUCGGACUCGGAUGAAGGUGACGGCUCCAUCAAGUACACCAUCUCCGGGGAGGGUGCGGGCACCAUCUUCCUCAUCGACGAGAUCACGGGCGACAUCCACGCCACGGAGCGCCUGGACCGGGAGCAGAAGACCUUCUACACGCUGCGGGCGCAGGCGCGCGACCGGCAGACGGACCGGCUGCUGGAGCCCGAGUCGGAGUUCAUCAUCAAGGUGCAGGACAUCAACGACAGCGAGCCCCGCUUCCUCGAGGGGCCCUACAUCGGCAGCGUGGCCGAGCUCUCCCCCGCCGGCACAUCUGUGAUGCAGGUGAUGGCAUCUGAUGCUGACGACCCCACGUACGGGAGCAGCGCUCGGGUGGUCUACAGCGUGCUGGAGGGCGAGCAGCACUUCACUGUGGACAGCAAAACAGGUGUGAUCCGGACGGCGGUGGCUGACCUGGACCGCGAGACACAGGACCGAUACGAGGUGGUGAUCCGAGCCACAGACAUGGCGGGGGAGCGGGGCGGGCCGGCGGGGGGCCCCCCCGGCCCCCAUGGACCUGCAGAGCGAGCUGAGAUGUACCAGUUCAGCGUGGCGGAAACCGCCCCUGUGGGCACUGCCGUGGGGAGGGUGAAGGCAGAGGACUCGGACGUCGGGGAGAACACGGACAUGACGUACCAGGUGAAGGACGAGGAAGGCGUGGAGAUGUUCAGGGUCACCACAGACAGCAACACCCAAGAGGCCAUCAUCAUGGUGCAGAAGCCUCUCGACUACGAGUCCAAGAAGGUGCACACCGUCGUGGUGGAGGCCCUCAACAAGUUUGUGGACCCGCGGUUCGUGGACCUGGGCACCUUCCGGGACCAGACCAUCGUGCGAGUGUCGGUGCUGGACGUGGAUGAGCCCCCCGAGUUCCGACCCCCCUCGGACCUCAUGGAGGUGCAGGAGGACGCGCACGUUGGCUCCAUCGUGGGGGUGGUCACCGCCCUUGACCCGUACGCCAUCGACCGCAGCACCGACACGGAGAGGAUCUUCGACAUCGAUGCCAACACGGGAGCUAUCGUGACGGGGAAGGUCCUGGACCGGGAGACGGCCGGGUGGCACAACAUCACCGUCCUGGCCAUGGAGGCAG
Tinamus guttatus (white-throated tinamou) is the source of this 1225-nucleotide messenger RNA. The record is from RefSeq and is a predicted model, not a curated record. NCBI's taxonomy places the organism in Eukaryota, Metazoa, Chordata, Aves, Tinamiformes, Tinamidae.